Cucumis sativus (cucumber) is the source of this 1782-nucleotide messenger RNA. RefSeq lists its product as uncharacterized. The transcript has a single exon. The record is from RefSeq and is a predicted model, not a curated record. The coding region runs from base 282 to 1676 and encodes 464 amino acids. NCBI's taxonomy places the organism in Eukaryota, Viridiplantae, Streptophyta, Magnoliopsida, Cucurbitales, Cucurbitaceae.
GCAAAUUUAAACAUUCUUUUCUUUUUUUCUUUUAUAAUUUAGCAAAAAUAUUUAUUGAAAAAUACAUAAUUUUAGCAAUUUUCUAUCGAGAUUUCCGUAAAAUUAAGAUAUGAUAGAUAUAAAUAGAUUGGUUGCAUAUUGAGAAUAUUAAAUUUGUGGUAUUUGUUUGGGUGGAGGAGAGUUGGCAAAGAAAAUUUCAAGUAAUUGAGAACCACAUACAUUAGAGAUAACCUUGCAUGUAACCCUAUCUUGUUCAUGUUCUUAGUAUUCAACCCAUAACUAUGGCAGCCGCGAAACCCAAACAUCCUCCACUCCGACAAAUCUCCAAUUGUUUCAUCAAACCUAAACAUCUUCCCCCAGAAACAAAGCAGCUCCCAUACUAUUUAGGCCCUUCUGAACUCGUUUUUCUGUCCAUCCACUACAUCUAUAAAGGCCUUCUCUUUCACAAACCUCCCGACCAUGGAGUCCAUUUUAUGGUUCCCCUUCUUCAUCGCCUUAAAAACUCCCUCUCCACAGCUCUCUUUCAUUUCUACCCACUUUCCGGCCGCCUUGCUACCGCUACCAAUAAUGGGGUUUAUGUUGACUGCGUUAACAGCCCAGGAGCCAAGUUCAUCCAUGCCGCCCUUGACAUUACAGUCUCCGACAUUCUCUCCCCGCUUCAUGUGCCUUCUUCACUCAUCCAAUCUCUCUUUGACCUCAACAAAAUCGUCAACUACGAUGGCCACACCUUACCUUUGCUAUCCAUUCAGGUAACUGAACUAUUAGACGGUGUCUUCAUCGCCUGUUCUUUCAACCAUUCUCUUGGUGAUGGAACUUCCUUUUGGAAUUUCUUCAAUAUGUGGUCUGAGAUUUUUCAAGCUCAGGGAGAUGGAGAUGGAGAUGGAGAUGGAGAUGGAGAUGGAGUUAUUUCAAUUUCACGACCACCCAUUCUAGAGCGUUGGUUUCCUGAUGGGUAUGGUCCAACUAUCAAUCUCCCCCCAUUUGUUCAGCUGGAACAAUUUGAAGCACCCGAGUUAAGGAGGAGAUUUUUCCACUUCUCAGCAGAAUUAAUUGCAAAUCUGAAAGCAAAAGCCAAUGCAGAGUGCAAAACUAAAGAAAUCUCCUCCUUUCAAUCACUGAGUGCACUUGUAUGGAAAGCCAUAACACGAGCUCGUUGCAUAAAGCAGGAUCAAAGUACCCGUUGUCAUAUGGCAGUAAAUUACAGGGGAAGACUAAAACCUGCAUUGCCUGAAAAUUACUUAGGCAACAUGAUUACAUCAGUGAAAGUGGAUGCAGAAGCAGGGGAAUUGGUUGAAACAGGGUUGGGUUGGGGUGCGUGGAAAUUGCAUGAAGCUGUGACGAACAUCACAAACGAAAUGAUAAGAGAAUCACUUGAGAAGUGGAUUCAGUGUCCAUUUACUCUUCGAUGGAGUUCUGUUUCGAAUCCAUGUAUUGUGCUCAUAACGAGCUCGUCCAGAUUCAAUAUGUAUGGAACCAAAUUUGGAAUGGGAAAAGCGAUGGGAGUUCUAAGUGGAUAUGGCAACACAAUCGAUGGUAAGGUUGUUGCUUAUCCAGGAUAUGAAGGAGGAGGAAGUGUAGAUCUAGAGAUUUGCUUACAACCACAAACGAUGGCAAAUCUGGAGUCUGAUUUGGAGUUCAUGAAUGCUAUCUCUUCUCCACCUCACUUUCCUUCUUAAUCAUAAAUUCAUAACCAAUCAAUAUUCCCAAAUGGGGCAGUGUGGAGCUAAUUUUAUUUUAUUAGAAUUAUUUGGAUGUUGUUUUACAUAGAAGAUUAUUUGUUUA